This is a messenger RNA of Plenodomus lingam JN3, 333 nucleotides long. The record is from RefSeq and is a predicted model, not a curated record. NCBI's taxonomy places the organism in Eukaryota, Fungi, Ascomycota, Dothideomycetes, Pleosporales, Leptosphaeriaceae.
AUGACACACCCAAUGUGCGGCCCUCGAUUUGCGGUCCUUCGAUACAUCACGACCUAUGCGCUUGCGACGUGGACAACGGAGUAUCGCCCAGAAGAAACUCUAGUGCAUACGCGCCAUCUCUUCCCAGCCUGCCUGGCGGCUCAGAGUCACCGAUCCAGAUACUCUAAGUGCACAAGUAAAGUCCAGGCUAUCGCAACAUACGAGUGGAAACAUCGCCGGUACAAAAAGGCAAGGGUUUCCAACGCUUACAAACAUCCGGAGGACCGCCAGGAACGUCUACACAAAGAUGUUGUUCCUUGUUGCAAUGCUGAUGCGCCAAGGACAAGCCUAUGA